Messenger RNA from Aspergillus terreus NIH2624, 1224 nucleotides. RefSeq lists its product as uncharacterized. The transcript is spliced from 3 exons. Gene Ontology annotation, biological process: transmembrane transport. Gene Ontology annotation, cellular component: fungal-type vacuole membrane. Lineage: Eukaryota; Fungi; Ascomycota; Eurotiomycetes; Eurotiales; Aspergillaceae. Gene Ontology annotation, molecular function: transmembrane transporter activity. The record is from RefSeq and is a predicted model, not a curated record. Bases 1 to 1224 code for a protein of 407 amino acids.
AUGGAUACCUCGCAGAGGCACUCGCAAAAUGUCUGCUCUGGGUCUGGCACCGACGGCGGCCACGCGCCGGACAUCGAGAUGGUGAUGGCCUCACGGGGCAACACCCGAAACGAAAGCGGCACCCAUCUCAUGGCAGACACCGACAUGAGCCAGGCACGGCGCUCCGACACAAACGAGAGCUUCCCCGAUGGCGGGAUGCGCUCGUGGCUGGUCGUCCUCGGGUCCUUCCUCCUCCUCAUGGCAACCUACGGCCUGAUGAACUCGGUCGGCGUGCUACAGUCCUACCUGGAGACCCACCAGCUCUCCGACUACUCCAGUCGCGACGUCGGCUGGAUCUCGGGAGUGUUCGUGUUCAUCUCGCUGGGUCUGGGGGUCUUCGUUGGACCGCUGUUCGAUGCGUACGGCCCCAAAGAACUGGUCAUCGCGGGUUCGGGUCUGUACACCGCCAGCCUGUUCCUCACCGCGGAAUGCACGCGGUACUGGCACUUUCUGCUGUGCUUCGGGUUCGCGGCGGGCAUCGGCGGUGCGCUGGUCAGCACGGUGGGCAUGUCCUGCGUGCCGCACUGGUUCCAGGUGCGCGCGGGCAUGGCCCUGGGGACGGCCAUGGCCGGCGCGGGCUUGGGCGGUGUGGUGUUCCCGUAUGUGCUGAAGGGGACGUUCUCGAAGCUGGGGUUCAAAUGGGGGAUGAGGAUUCUUGCGUUUGUGAUCAUGUUCGCGUGUGGGCUGGGCUCGUUCCUGGUCAAGUCGCGACUGCCGAAGGGCAAGAAGCUCAAGUCGGCGAUUGAUAUCCGGUGUUUCAAGGAUGCGCGGUUUACGUGGCUGAGUGUGGGGAUUUUCUGUCUUGAGCUUGAAGUGUUCGCCCUCAUCGGUCUCUUCCCGACCUACGUGGUGAAACAAGGAUUCAGCGUUAACACGAGUGUCAAUCUCAUCGCUGUUCUGAAUGUCUGCUCCUGUGUCGGACGACUGAUCGCAGGCCGCAUUGGCGACAGAUAUGGACGAUUGAACGUCCUCAUCGUGCUCAUUACAUCCGCCGUGUUUGCGAUCUUCGUCAUCCUGUACCCGUUCAGCCAUUCUAUGGCAGCACUCUACGCGUUUAGCGCUAUAUACGGGAUGUGCUCGGGGUCGUUCAUCAGUCUUGCCCCAGUGUGCAUUCGUCAAGUGUCACCCGCAAAAGAGAUUGGAAUGCGGUUUGGGACGUGCUACUGCCUGGUUAGUUUUGCGUAA